GCGAGGCGGGCUCUGGAGGCCGCUCGGGGGCUUGGACAGCAGCCCGAAGACGACACAGGGCUUCUAGCGACUGCACAGCGGCAGCGCGAUAGUUCUAACGGCAGUCUUAAAUCUGCCAGAGCUAGAUUGUGAACCCUUCUUAUCCUGGAAUUGCUCAAUGCUAAAACCAUUCAAAGGAAUAUUUAAGAAUCUGCAAACACAAUGGAUGGCUUUUAUGACCAGCAAGUCCCUUUCAUGGUUCCUGGGAAACUUUGCACAGAUGAAUGUCGUGGAAGGCCAGUGAAUGAGAGAAAAAGGAAAUUUCAAGACACUGAUCUGGCUCAUGAUUCUGAAGAAUUGUUUCAAGAUCUCAGUCAGCUUCAGGAGGCUUGGUUAGCUGAAGCCCAAGUUCCUGAUGAUGAACAGUUUGUACCAGAUUUCCAGUCUGAUAACUUGGUAUUUCAUGCACCACCACCAGCUAAGAUCAAGAGAGAACUGCACAGCCCAUCUUCAGAGCUGUCCACUUGUAGUCACGAGCAGGUGCUCUGUGCUAAUUAUGGAGAAAAGUGCCUCUACAAUUAUUGUGCCUAUGAUAGGAAGCCCCCCACUGGGUUCAAGCCAUUAACUCCACCCACUACCCCAGCCUCACCUGCACUUCAGAGCAGCGCCCUUCCGCCCCCACCUCUGCCCGCCACACCAGUGCAGACUCCUGCGCAUGUCAGUCCAGCAGGCCCUUUGCAGGGAGCUCCUCCUCCUCCUCCCCCUCAUCCUCUUCAGGAACCAAGGCAGCAACCCUUUGCUAUACCUCGGCCACCUCAUCAGCCUAUCCAGAUGCCAAAGAUAAUGCCUGAAAACCAGUACUCAACAGAACACAGGUUUCAUAGACAGAUGUCUGAACCUUGCCACCCAUAUCCUCAGCCAGGGCUUUCUGGAGACAAUCGCCCUGUCUACCACCGGCAGAUGUCAGAGCCUCUUGUCCCUGCUGCUGCCCAUCCUCCUCAGGGAUUCAAGCAAGAGUACCAUGACCCACUCUAUGAUCAUGGGGUAUCAGGUAUUCCAGGCCCCCCAGCUCAUGGAUUCCAGUCUCCAAUGGGAAUCAAGCAAGAGCCCAGGGACUACUGCAUUGAUUCAGAAGUGCCUAACUGCCAGUCGGCAUAUGCUACAGGAGGGGGAUACUUUCCCAACAACCAUGAUGGGUUCUCCUAUGAGAAAGAUGCCCAGUUGUACUUCGAUGACACCUGUGUUGUACCAGAAAGGAUGGAAGGUAAAGUGAAGCAAGAACCCACCGUAUAUCGGGAAGGGCCUCCUUAUCAGAGACGAGGAUCCCUCCAAUUGUGGCAGUUUCUUGUCACACUCCUGGAUGACCCAGCCAAUGCUCAUUUCAUUGCUUGGACUGGAAGGGGCAUGGAAUUCAAGCUGAUUGAGCCAGAAGAGGUAGCUCGUCGGUGGGGGAUUCAGAAGAAUCGACCAGCUAUGAACUAUGACAAGCUCAGCCGCUCUCUUCGUUAUUACUAUGAAAAAGGCAUCAUGCAAAAGGUGGCUGGAGAGCGGUAUGUCUACAAGUUUGUUUGUGAUCCUGAUGCCCUUUUUUCCAUGGCCUUCCCUGACAAUCAACGCCCAUUCUUAAAAGCUGAACCAGACUGCCAUGUGAACGAAGAUGACACCUUACCUCUGACGCAUUUUGAAGAUAAUUCUGCAUACCUCCUUGACCUGGAUCGAUGCAGCAGCCUCCCAUAUGCUGAGGCCUUUGCUUACUGACUUGCUCAGCAACUGACAUUGGAGACUUCAGCUCCAACAAAUAAGGGCAAAUUACUUUUAUAAAGAAUUUCUGUUCAUAAAACUGCUCCUUGCAGAUAUUAUCAGAAGAAGAUAAAUUACUUUGAGACCCUCUACCUUUGAAAACUGACUAUAACAUGGCUAAUGAA
This is a messenger RNA of Python bivittatus (Burmese python), 1904 nucleotides long. RefSeq names its product ETS variant transcription factor 5 (gene ETV5). The record is from RefSeq and is a predicted model, not a curated record. Gene Ontology annotation, biological process: regulation of transcription by RNA polymerase II; cell differentiation. Gene Ontology annotation, molecular function: DNA-binding transcription factor activity, RNA polymerase II-specific; sequence-specific DNA binding. Gene Ontology annotation, cellular component: nucleus. NCBI's taxonomy places the organism in Eukaryota, Metazoa, Chordata, Lepidosauria, Squamata, Pythonidae.